UAAGCAAUUCAGGGGGCCGAGUAGGUAAUCUGUACGCGGUUGGAUUGCGGGAUUUUCCCAAGAUCUGCCGACCAUGGUUGAUUUUUCUCGCGGCUAAGAGCCCCAUAAAGCCCAUAGCCCGAGGCAUCCUCAGUUCAGAGUUUUACAACACUUUGGAUCCUCUGUACCCGGGUUCGAUCCCCUGUCGUAGCGAAGCAGCUUCUGUGAUCAAAAGAUUUGAGGUUUGAUCUGGGCGUACCAGAAGCUUGUUUAUCUGGGUAUUUGGUAUUUUUGAAAGAAAUUCUUCUGGGUAUUGUGUUUGUGGAAGAGAUCAUUUGGGUGCUGCUUUCUUUUUAAGGGUUUUGUUGUUUCAUCUGUUAUUUUUUGGGGGAUUUUAAGGCCAAGAUGGCACAAAACAGAGACAAGGAGGAGACCGGGUGCCAGGUGCCGGAGGGCUUGAAGCCCUGCGUUAAUAACUGUGGUUUCUUUGGCAGCCCGGCCACCAUGAACCUCUGCUCUAAGUGCUACAACGAAUAUGUGCAGCUAAAUGUUAAUACAACGCCCAAGUCGCCGUUUUCUGGGGUUUCGAUCCUCAGAACUGAGGUUGACGUUGUAGGGUCUCGAUCCGAUGAUAUGGUGGUUGAUAUUUCUGGCCCUUCUUCAAGCGUUGCUUUGGUGGCGGCGCUUCAUUCUGAGGCGACACAGACGAAAAAGAACAGAUGUUUUUCGUGCGGGAAGAGGGUUGGACUGACGGGGUUCAAGUGCCGUUGCGGCGAUUUGUUCUGCGGGAUUCACAGGUACUCUGAAAAGCAUAACUGUACCUUCGAUUACAAGGCCGCCGGCCGCGAGGCCAUUGCUAAGGCAAACCCCAUCGUUAAGGCCGACAAAGUUCAAAGGUUUUGAAAAAUUGCCUUUGCUUUGUAUUUGUCAUUGAAACCCCAUAAAACUCUCUUCGGGAAUAUAUUAAGGGUUGUUGUUCGUCGAAGGGGUUUGCAGUGAAGCAGUAAUAAUUUUUUUUUUACAGAUGGUAUGGGGUAUCUGCAAAACCUUAUGUGUAUUCUCUGUUUGGGAUGGGGUGGGAUGGAAUAGUGUGGCCUUUUAUCUAGGGUUUGGACGAAAUGCUUAUGCAGAUGUAGUUUCUUGGCUCAUAUGAAAGAUAUGCUUUAUGUAACGGGAGCCAAUUUAUGCUGGUUAUGCCUAUGCUUAUAGUGAACAAAUUUUCACUUGCUUUUCA
Cryptomeria japonica (Japanese cedar) is the source of this 1213-nucleotide messenger RNA. Its product is annotated as zinc finger A20 and AN1 domain-containing stress-associated protein 6. Bases 385 to 882 code for a protein of 165 amino acids. The record is from RefSeq and is a predicted model, not a curated record. NCBI's taxonomy places the organism in Eukaryota, Viridiplantae, Streptophyta, Pinopsida, Cupressales, Cupressaceae. Gene Ontology annotation, molecular function: zinc ion binding; DNA binding. The transcript has a single exon.